Messenger RNA from Funneliformis geosporum, 897 nucleotides. The record is from the annotation of a GenBank genome assembly. NCBI's taxonomy places the organism in Eukaryota, Fungi, Glomeromycota, Glomeromycetes, Glomerales, Glomeraceae.
AUGGCACCCCGUAUUCCAAUGCAGUUAACUUCUCUUCCGACUGAAAUCCUUUUCCUUAUAAUCUUUUGUAUUGAUGAUGCUAAAGAUCUUCGUUCUUUAUCUUCUACCAACCAGUUAUUCCGUGCUUUAGCAGGGCCACAUACUGUAAACGCUAAGCUAUGGUUCAAGAAAUAUACCCGUGAUAUUCCACCUGAGGAUCGCCUAAGAAUAGCAAAUAAAUGGAAUUUCCCUUUAGAGACUGAGAACGCCAAACUCUGGAUCACUGAGAACGCUCCUAAGGAACCACCAGGACUUUCCAAUGAACCACCCGGUCCAAAAAGAGCCUUGAAAAGACAAGCUACAGUAUUGCAUAUAGUAGAAAGAUUCAGCCUAUUUUUACAUAAUAUGUUGGCUGUAAACUAUUAUUACACGCAUGACUGGGAAGCUCUUCAAAAGGUUGCAGAUUCUAUUGAAAGUUAUUUAGAGGAUUUGGGUUGGGUACAAUUUUAUCGUGGUCAAAAUGAUCUUGGAAUCAGUUCAAUGAUGGUUACAACUGUUUAUGCUGAUCAAGAAUUUGAAGCUAUAGCUUUUGAAACUUUUACUAAAAGAUUGAAAGCAGAGAUUGUGACCGUCUCUUCAAUUACAACCUCGAGUUCUAGUAGGAACAGUAGUACAUAUAAUAGCAAACAUAAUAGCGGCACGGGUGGACAUUCUAAUAAUAACGAUGUUAGCAGUAAUAGAAGCAGUGAACUUUUUGCAUCAUUAUCACCUGAACCUGUAUAUCUUAGGUGGACCAGUCUUAUUCAGGACCAGCUUAAUUUCUUCUGCUUGCAACAAUAUAUCAUGAAUAAAUUCAAACCUCCUUCAAAAUUGCAACUCGCAGAAUAUUUGACUGUGGUCAUGUUUGGAAAUAUCUAA